Molecule: messenger RNA, 1824 nt
Organism: Rotaria sordida
Lineage: Eukaryota; Metazoa; Rotifera; Eurotatoria; Philodinida; Philodinidae
Source: the annotation of a GenBank genome assembly
AUGUGGUUAUGGUCAUGGUUUCUGAACAAAUGCAUAUUAUUAUUUCAAUAUUUAUUAAUUCAAUAUAAAGGUUUUCGAUUCGAUUAUGAUGCAAAAUAUGCGAUUAAACAGAAAAUAAAUCGAAAAACAUUAUUUAAUAUAUUGAAACAAAAUAAAAAUACAAAACUUUUAAUAGAACAACGAAAGAAAAUGAAUUUAGAUACUAUUGAAACUGUUGAAAAUUUUAAAAAAUUGUUUCCAAACUAUACAACGUAUUCUGAUUAUAAACCGUAUGUUGAUGAAAUUAUGAAUGAUGGUAGUACGAAAGAUAUUAUGAGUAUUGGAUAUCCAAUUGCAUUAACAAAUACCAGUGGAACAAGUGGAGAACCAAAGUAUUACCCAAUUUAUUCACUUGAUAUAAAUGAAGCAUAUAAUAUAUGUUAUAUGUUAACAAAAUCUGUACCAUUCAAUCUUUUUAAUGGUUGUAAAGCAGUAUCAUUGAAUAGUUUAUAUUAUAAAACACAUGUCACAAAAGAUAAAUUAAAAACAUAUAAGAUGAGUGCUAUAACAGCAAUUGCAACACGUGAGAAACAAAAUAUUGAAACAAUAUUAAAAUUUAAUCAAGAUAUUGUUCCAUCCAUUAUAUUCAAUGAAAUAACAGAUUCAAAUGAUAUGUUUUUAUUUAUAUUGUUAUGGACGUUACAAUGUAAAGAAUUAGAAGUAAUAUCAUCAGUAUUUAUAAUGGGAUUAGUCAACUUUUUUACGUUUAUGGAAAAGAAAUUCGAUUUUAUUUGUAAACAUAUUGAAAUGGGUACAAUACCAACAGAUGAAUCAUUAUCAUCACCAUUACCAAUUGAUGUACGUCUUGCUCUACAAUCAUCAAAUUAUCGUUUACCACCAAAUCCUAGUCGUGCACAAGAAUUACAUCAAAUUGUUAGUGAAAAUGGCUUCCAUCACAUUAAUAGACGUUUAUGGCCUAAUUUAAAAUGUGGAAUAUGUAUAAUAAGUCAAAAUUUUAAACAAUUCGAAUUAAAAUUCCUAUCAACAUAUUGGGAUCCUGUCGUGCCAAUCUUUCCUUAUGUUUAUGGUAUGAGUGAACAUCAUCGUAUUGCAGUACCAUUAACAACAAAUUCAUAUCAAUUAAUACCAUUACCACGAUCAGUUUAUUAUGAAUUCAUUGAAGUCGAAAAUGAUGAUCGCGAUGAUGACGACGAUGAUCAAUCACCAGAAUCAUUAGAGUUAGGUCAAAUUGACGAAGGAAAAUUAUAUGAAGUUGUAUUAACAACUUACGAUGGUUUAUAUCGAUAUAGAACAGAAGAUAUUAUCAAAGUAACAGGACAUUAUUAUACAUUACCAGUAUGGAAGCUUGUUGGCAGACGUGGUCAAUAUUUAUCAAUUAUAACUGAACAUGUUACUGAAAUGGAAUUACGUGAAAUAAUCGAUUUAAUCUUAUUGGAAUACAAAGAACAAUUCACUUCUUCUGCACCGCAAUAUUCGGUUUUCAUUGAUAAACCAUCUUAUGUUCUAGCGAUCGAAGUAGACGAUGACAAAAAAGAGAAUGAAGAUCGACUACAACAAAUUGGUAAAGAAUUAUGUUCAAAGUUUGAUCAAAAAUUACAAGAAUAUAACGAAGAAUAUAAAUGUUGUCGUGCUAAUCAGAAUAUAUCAUCACCAAUUUUACUAUGGUUAAAAUAUAAUACAUUGACAACGGGUACAAGAGAAUUUCGUUUGAAGAAAAGCAAAGGUAGUGGUGGAAAUCAAUUAAAAUCACAAUUGAUUAUACAUAAUAGGAGCAAAGACAUCAUUAAAUUUAUUAAAGAGAAUAAAGUAUUAGAAACAAAAUAA